UCAGUGGUCAGGACCCCCAUGGACCCUCACAGAGCAGGAGCAGUGUGCUGGAGAGGACAUGCAGGGGUGGCCAUGGACCAGGUCACCUUCCGGAGUGACACUGUGCUCUCAGAUGUGCACCUUUUGCUGCCGAAUGCUCGUCAUCUCAUGGCUCGGCUCAAUAGCGUAGGACAGCCAGUCUUUGUGUCGAAGUUCAGGAUUCUGCGGGAGAGGGAGCAGGUGGAGGUUCAGGAGUCUGUAAAAAGUGACCCAGAAGUGUUGCUGGACGAUGACGGAGACCUAGAUGUGACGAGGAAGCCCACGCGCACAGUGAGUGACCGAGAAAAGAUUCAUCCGGUCAUCCUCAGCCAAGCCGGAGGGGCUGUUAGUGAUGAAGAGGACGAUGAGGCAGAAGAAGAAGAGUGUGCGAAGGACAUCAUCAGGAUUGAGCACACGAUGGCCACGCCGCUGGAGGACGUUGGAAAGCAAAUCUGGCGCGGAGCUUUCCUGAUGUCUGAUUUCAUCCUCUCACAUCCGGCUGUUUUCCGAGAAGCAACAGUCCUCGAGCUGGGAGCAGGAACCGGCCUAACCAGCAUCAUCAUGGCAGGUGUCGCCAAAACGGUGUACUGCACAGAUGUUGGUGAGGACCUCCUCAGCAUGUGUCAGAGAAACGUGGCUUUGAACAGUCAUUAUACUGAGCCUGCAGAGCGUGGCUUGAAGGUGCGGCAGCUGGACUGGACCGCAGACGAUUUCCUCACAGACACGGACACGGAGUUCGGCUGGAGCGAGGAGGAGGUGGCAGACCUCCAUGACAACACCACUUUCGUUAUCGCAGCAGAUGUGUGCUAUGAUGAUGAUCUCACUGACGCCCUGUUCCGAACUCUAUACCGAAUCACCAGCAACCUGCGUAACCCCUGCACGGCCUACUUCAGCAUAGAGAAAAGAUUGAACUUCACUCUGCGCCACAUGGACGUGUCCUGCGAGGCCUACGAUCAUUUCCGGCUCUGCCUGAAGCAGCUGGCAGACAUGAAGGACGGAAAGAUGAAGUUUACGGUGGAGCCAGUGCCCUGCUCUUUCCCACAGUUCUUCCAGUACGAGCGAGUGGACCAGCUGGAGCUUUGGAAGGUGUCUGCCUCCGCAGUUUAAACUACAUCCGCCCCAACCUCAUCAGACAGUCAAGAGCCUCCCCUAAAAAGGC
Molecule: messenger RNA, 1177 nt
Organism: Colossoma macropomum (tambaqui)
Lineage: Eukaryota; Metazoa; Chordata; Actinopteri; Characiformes; Serrasalmidae
Gene: mettl22
Product: methyltransferase like 22
Biological process (GO): protein methylation
Cellular component (GO): nucleus
Molecular function (GO): protein methyltransferase activity
Source: RefSeq, a predicted model, not a curated record